Molecule: messenger RNA, 2680 nt
Organism: Coregonus clupeaformis (lake whitefish)
Lineage: Eukaryota; Metazoa; Chordata; Actinopteri; Salmoniformes; Salmonidae
Product: pro-interleukin-16-like
Exons: 10
Coding region: 1-1977 (658 amino acids)
Biological process (GO): induction of positive chemotaxis; leukocyte chemotaxis
Molecular function (GO): cytokine activity; CD4 receptor binding
Source: RefSeq, a predicted model, not a curated record
AUGAGCCAAAGGAGGGUGAGGAAGGCCCCGGUUGCCCCCAAGCCUAUGUGGAACCGUCAGAGCCUCAGGAGUAUCAGGAACGGGAGGCCCCAGCCGGAGCUGGCCAAACCCCUGGACAACAGAGGCGGUGGAACCACCUUCGGGGUAAGUCUACGGCCCACCUCCUCUGCAGCCAACCUGUCAAUCAAGCAGAAGAUCCAUUCAUUUGAGACCUUCUCUAGUCCUGAGGGUAAGGGUCAGGAGAGGUGGGGCAACAACAGGAGCUUAGAGGAGAAUGGUACAAUCCAACAUGACAUGGGCAAAGGAGCCAAAGUGACCUCUCCAAUCUCUGACGAGGAAAAGGACGGAAGGGUGUCCUCUUCUCCCCAUGCAGCCUCUCCUCACUCCACCCAUCCUCCCUCUCCUGCCUCCCACCCUUCUCCUCCAACCUGCUUUUCUCUUCUUCCGACCCCCCACCCUGCCUCGGAGCUCCAGACCCCAGUGGAGCUCCAGACCCCAGUGGAAGAGACAACAGACACCAAUACAGAAAUCUCUGACUCACCAUCCCCCGAGGACACCACCACCACCCCAUCCACCCUAGAGGCAUCUCUCCCCGAGGCCGACCCAGAAACAGAGCCCCUGGAUGAGGCUGUGGAGGCCUCCGUCUCCCCCUCUGGCCCGGUGCCCAGGAGGUCCAGCAGCUCCAAGGGAGAAAGCCUUGGUCCACUACAACCACCAGAGGAGGGGGAGGGAGACCAGAGCCAUGCCCAGGCUCAGGGCAAGCAGGCCAGCCUGCGGACGCGUAGCCUUCCCCUGCCUGCCUCUCCCUCCCCAGAUGGGUCAACAACUCUAAGAGGACUGGAGGGAGAGAGCCUGGGGAAGAUACUUUCCUUCAGUAAACAGGUGUCCCAUGCCCUGAUGCGUUCCAUGCACUCCCUACUCCCCUCCCCCUGUCCAACUGUGCCGGGUAACCCUGGGUCAGACCCUCCCCCUGCAUCCCCUCUAGUCAGCAGCCCGGAGGAGCCCGACCCGGCCCAGAACACCCCCCUCUCCCCUGGCCCCGACAAAUGUGUGUGUGUGAGAGAGUGUAAUCUGUAUGUGACCAGUCAGUCAGUGUGUCAGUUGAACUCUGUUUGCUUCCUUAUUCCUCUCAGCCUAUCUGAUCUGAGGCAGUGUACCAUUGAGCGGGGGGAGGAGGGAAGGGACCUGGUCUCACGCCCAUCCCUGUCAGCAUGUGCCCACUCUGUCAUAUCAGCCAUCCCUCCACAGCAGAUACAGACCAUGAUCCAGGAAGUGAAAGCUCUGGAUGAGGAAACUCUGAAGCAAUUUGAGCACAUCCACGUGGUGAUUCUGCACAAGGAGGAAGGAGCAGGUCUGGGUUUCAGCAUCGCUGGUGGGAUAGACCUGGAGAGCAAGGCCACCACAGUGCAUCGUGUUUUCCCCCAUGGCCUGGCGGCUCAAGAGGGGACCGUGGAGAAGGGUGACGAGGUGCUGUCCAUCAACGGCCAGACACUAAGGGGCGCGACACACGCCGAUGCCACCGCCACACUGCGCCAGGCCCGCACCAUGAGACUGGCCGUGGUGGUGGUGAGCAAGGGGAGAGAGGGAGGAGGAGGAGGAGGAGAAGAAGGAGGGAACAAGGCUGGUGAUCCCUCUAUCAGCAGUAGCAGUACAGACCUCAACCCUACAGUGGAGGAUGGGGGAGCCAUGCUGACUGUGGAGCUGGAGACAGGAGGAGGGGGCGUGGGGUUCAGUUUGGAAGGAGGGAAAGGAUCUAUCCAUGGAGACAGGCCUCUGGUCCUCAACAGGAUCUUUAAAGGUGGCGCUGCGGAGCAGAGUGGGUUGCAGUCUGGCGAUGAACUGCUGCAGGUCCAGAGCUCCUCCCUCCAGGAGCUGAGCCGCUUCGAGGCCUGGAACAUCGUCAAGGCUCUGCCUGAGGGGCAUAUCACUCUAGUCAUCCGGAGGAGGAAGGAGGAUGAGGCAGAAAGCUCUGCCUGAGGGGCAUCUCACUGUAGUUAACAGGAGGAGGAAGGAGGAGGAGACUGAGGAGUUAGCCCUAGACACUGUUUACACUUAAUUGGUAUCCAGAUACAAUCGAUCACAAUUACACUUCUCAAAAAAUUUGGGAACAAUUAGAAUGUGGACAAGAUCAGGACAAAUGACUCAUAUUAGCACCAGGUAUAAACGGGGCUAUUGAUUCUCAAGAUGUGGCCACAUUUAUGGACAGGUGUCCGCGAUUAAAAUACCUAUUGUGAUUGGAUUGUGAUCAGAUCUUCCUGACCACCUCCGGAGGUAGUCAGGCACACACUGUGUCUGGGUAUCUUACAAGUGUAGAUGGAUGUGGACAGUGAAACCAUUUAAAUCAUCAUUAUCCGGCCCUCUAAAACCAUUGACAGGUGGGGCCAUUGUCUUAUGGCAUCAAUAUGUGUCUUUAAAUAAAUAAAUAAAUAUUAUUUUGAAAGAAUAUCUGUGGAAUAAUUUCCAUACAGGGAGGGACCAGUAAAUCUGGUCACCAUGUGGACACAGUGGACGGCUAAGAGACACAUUUUAAUACAACGUGUCGAUGCAAUGGCAGAAAUGUGGCCACUAUCAGAAUGUGGACAACGGCCUCGAUUCAAUCCGUAUCGCUGAAGUUCAGCGUUAUAGCACAAUUGAAAAUUAAAGGUAAUUUCCGAUUGAGCCGACAUAUGCAGCGUUUACC